Messenger RNA from Canariomyces notabilis, 870 nucleotides. Its product is annotated as thioredoxin-like protein. Gene Ontology annotation, biological process: regulation of G protein-coupled receptor signaling pathway. The record is from RefSeq and is a predicted model, not a curated record. The transcript is spliced from 2 exons. The coding region runs from base 1 to 870 and encodes 289 amino acids. NCBI's taxonomy places the organism in Eukaryota, Fungi, Ascomycota, Sordariomycetes, Sordariales, Chaetomiaceae.
AUGUCGAAUCCUACACCUGCUGAGGAAGAGUUUGCCGCCUUCCUCGACAAGAACAACCGCUCGGACCUUGACCGGUUCCAUCCGGAAGAUCGCGACGCUGCAGCCAGAGAGGCCGAGGAACAAAGCGAAGACGAGGAAGACUUGUACCGGUCGCGCCAGAUCGACGCGGCCAUGCGAAUGCCCACCAUGGAUGCCCAGACAGAGAUCAGGCUUCCUCCCGCCUCGUUCGACUCGGGCCGGUCGACCGGAGUGAAAGGCGUCAUUGCCGACGCCAGGUCCUACGAGACAGCCCGGCGCGCAAAGUUCAAGGAGAAGGUGCGCGCCGCCCGCCGCAGUGUGUUCGGCCUGGACAGUGCCAGACACGACCGGAGCAGUAGCGGGCCUGAUAGCGACGGCAGCGGCGUCGAGGAUCCUGACGAGGAAUCCUUUAUACGGCAUUGGCGGGAGAGUCGGAGACGUGAACUCGAGGAGGAGAGCAGGAAGCCCGUUCGAAACAGGAGAACAAGCCCUAGUGUCAGGCUGUACGGCCGCUUUGAGAAAGUAGACGCGCUCGGCUAUCUCGACGCGAUAGAAAAGGUCGGAAGGGAGACGGUGGUCGUUGUGUUUGUUUACGACAAUGAGUGCGACGUUUCAGCGGUGAUCGAGUCGGCGCUCGUUCCCCUUGUUGGCCUCUACCCUGCUAUCCGCUUUGUUAAGGUUCACUACGAGGACAUCGAGUUUGACAAUGCCGGUGUCCCGGCGAUCCUCGCAUAUCGCAACCAGGGCGAUCUCUUUGCCAACCUAACCGGAAUUCUGGAGAUGAUUCCCGACGAAGACGAUUUCGACACCGAUUCACUCAAGAAGAUCUUCAUGAAGCACUCUAUCUUGUAG